Molecule: messenger RNA, 7990 nt
Organism: Pseudophryne corroboree (corroboree frog)
Lineage: Eukaryota; Metazoa; Chordata; Amphibia; Anura; Myobatrachidae
Gene: IGF2
Product: insulin like growth factor 2
Exons: 4
Coding region: 260-904 (214 amino acids)
Biological process (GO): regulation of muscle cell differentiation; positive regulation of vascular endothelial cell proliferation; positive regulation of peptidyl-tyrosine phosphorylation
Cellular component (GO): extracellular region
Molecular function (GO): insulin-like growth factor receptor binding; growth factor activity; hormone activity
Source: RefSeq, a predicted model, not a curated record
UUCAGUCUGUCUCCCUAGGAUUGGAGCAGCUAGAAGAAGAACAGUGUAGCUUGGCUUGAGAUACGACUUUGAUGCAUUUUACCAGCCGCGUCCGUUCUCCAAGCCAUCCUUUAACCUGCAACUACCAGCUGGGACAGAAGACUAAUAACACAAUCAUUAGCAUUUCAUGCCAUUAAUGCAACAGUAAGAGAAAGCCCUGACACCCCAUCACUCGGGAGCUGCUAAGUCAAUUACAAAGAAAAAAAAACUCAGCAAAGAAAUGGAGCAACUCAAGUGCAGAAGCAGAAGCGCGGUCCCAGGAGAGGAGUCCUGCAGGAGGCUACAGCUACCAGGAAUGCCACUCACUAGUCACGUCAUGUUGAUCCUAUAUACUUUUAUAGCAUACACGGCUGAAUCUUCCGGGGCCUUCAUCCUGGCGGAGACACUUUGUGGUGGAGAGCUGGUUGAUACACUUCAGUUCAUUUGCGGAGACAGGGGCUUUUACGUCGGUAAGUCGAACUACAAAAAGAAUACUGGACGCUCCAAUCGCAGGUCUGGCAGGGGGAUUGUGGAGGAAUGCUGCUUCCGCAGUUGUGACUUAGAAUUAUUGGAGAUGUACUGUGCAAAGCCAGUCAAGAACGAGCGGGAUCUUUCCAUCGUACCUUCUACAGCCAUGCCACCUCUGAGUAAGGACAUGUAUCAUAAGCAUUCCCACACAAAGUACUCCAAAUAUGACAUUUGGCAAAGAAAGGCCACACAGCGCCUGCGAAGAGGGGUUCCUGCCAUUGUUCGUGCUCGUCAUUAUCGGUGGCAGGUGCAGCAAGUUGAAGAAUCUCAGCAGGUUCUAUCACAUCGGCCGUUAACUACUUUACCGGUUACGCAACCUCGUCCUGUUCAUCAAGGCUUGGAGUCCACACACAAUUGAUUCAGGAAUCCGUUCUAAGCAGCAUUCCACUGCCUUCAAUUUCUGUUUUAGACUUUGUUUGUUCUGCUCCUGUAUCUCUGAAAGGGAGGAAGAACAGGCCAAGCAACAGGAGUGAAGCCGACAAAGCUUCCUGUAACACCUCAAGGCAGCCUAAAAACUAGCAAAACGAAGAGACGCCAAAGCAGGAACAGCUUUGUUUUUGGUGGGAACUAUUUCUGUGGAUUUUUGGGUCCCUUACUACGUUCCUUUUUACUGCAUUUCAAACGACAGAACCGUAUAUGUGUGUAUGUGAAUGUAUAUGCAAAUACGUAAAUGUAUUUGUGUAUAUACAUACACACACAAAUAUGCAAAAUAGGGCACAAGGCCUAACUCUGCCCCUAAGGGAAAACAAAGUUUUUGCCCAAUGGAAGUUCCAUCCAAAUAAUUAUUCUAAGGAUGGAAAGGGGCAGAAGCAGGGUAGAACAUUUCCCUCCAUUUCUUACAACUGGUUUAACAUUUUACACUUAUUUUAUGUCUUACUUUCUUAUUUUCUUACAGCAUUUUAAUGUCAAUGUCCAAUAAUCUUUGCACCUUUUUUCUGCCUGGAAAGAAUUCUAAAGGCAUGUUUUUUUAUUUUUAUUUCUUGGCUCCUUUGUGUUACUGAGCCCUGCAAUAUUAUUCUUGUCAAUGUAUUGCAGAUAUUGGUAUUAUGGGGGUCAAGUGCAAGAUUCCAAAUGUAUUUGCACCUUUUAAUCAUUGAGAACUAAGAAAGAGAAGAGGGCAGAAUGCUUUUUUAGUUUGAGUGAGCAAUGUGUUUGCUUUGCACAUGCGCCACAGAGUACAAUGAUUUUAUAUAUGUAUAAUAUAUAUAUAUAUUAUAUUACUUUUUUUUUUGCAAAAAGGAAAAAAAAGUCAAGCACUAUUUUUUAUGGGAUAUACUUUUUAUAUAGCAAUGAAAGAAGAAGGAUGUGAUAUUUUAAAUAUGAUGUCCUUUGGUGCUAAAGCAGAGGGGAAGAUCUGGUGCGAGAUUUUGGAUAUAGCCUAGGGUUCAUAGUACACGAAAAUCAUUCAUUGUUGGCUGUCAUAGAAUGAAUGAAUGAAUGAAUGAAUGAAUGAAUGAAUGAAUCCUAUGUGGCUUUUAUAGAAUGAAUGAAUCCUCACCAUAGAAUAAAUAGAUUAAUUUACAUUGAACUUGAAAAAAAUAAUGCUUUUCGUUUUAGGAAAAGUAUAACUUUUUUCCCUCCAUUGAAGUACAUAGAGGGUGUUACUUAUAGCCAUUCACCUAUAUUCAUAUGUCAUGUUUUAGUACAGUCAUUCACAGUCUGUAUGUAGGGGAAAAGGGAAUUACAUUGUAUGUUAUAUCUUCGGUUAGUCACACCCAUAAAUACCUGAUUUUUCUACUACAUACUAGAAUGUCAACUAUAGUUAGCUGAAGUGGUACCACCUCACCCAACUGAAAGAGCCAUAUGGACUUUUAAUUUAAAUGCAGCACUGAAUAUUUUUGAAAGCAUAUUUGUUUUGAUUAAAAUAAAUCUUUCUCUUUCCACAUUUUUAUUCUUAAUCAAAAUAAACCAAAUAUCCAUUUUAGUCUGGAGAGAAUAUGGCACAUAAAUGAUAUGGGCUUGUUAUCAAUUUGCUCCAACUUUAAUCUGUUGACAUUGCCGUAAAUAAAUAAAUGAGCGUUUAUAUGUAGGAAGGCUAGAUCUCACUUACUCGUCAUUAAGAAAGCCACUAAAAGUAGCAGCUCCUAUUGUACAAAUAACUGUUUAUUUCCUAAAGUUUUUACUCUAGCAUUAACGCUGCAGUACCACAUAGAAAAAUGAUUGUCUAAGGUGACACCCUACCCUACCUCGGGUGUCUGUUAUGCGCGGAUGUUUUCACAGGGCUAUGCUGGUUCUAUAGUACAUAACUAGCAAAUCAAUAAAGAUCCUCUUUUUGCACAGGGUUUUGAGAGAUGGAGGAAAGGAGAUAGAGGUAGGGGGCUUCACUGCAGAAGCGGACGGGAUAGGGGAGUGUUGUCUUUUUUCCCCGGUAGUGCUUCCCAAAGUCCCACGGACAUACCGGGAAAACAGGAGUGUAUGGUGGUAGUACAGCUUUAAAGGGUUGAUAUUAUGCUGUAAUGCGGUAGUAUAGACCUAUUUUUGUACUGUGUGGCUGUAGAGAAUACUUUAACUCCUUUUUUUUUUUUUUUAACUACUAAGCACUUAUGUGCAGACUAUGGAUUUAAUGAUAUUGUUUAUCUAUAGCACUGCAUUGAUGGUGGCACUACACAUUGUAAGUUUGUUUUUUCAUUGACCAGUACGAAAACUACAUAGACCUUAUUGAGAAUAUCAUGUUUGAUGUUGUGGAAAUCUGUCUGAGACAUAGUGGCAUGUGAUUGAUAAAUAUAAUACGUUUCACACUGAUUUAUUUGCACCUCAGUCUUGUAGGUCAUUUUGGUAAUAAUAGUUCAACUAGAUACAGUAAUAUCUCUGAUAAUUGCGAGCAACCAAUUAUGCUGUUAUUAAUGUGUACUUAAUACCGAGUACCGAGUACACAUUGCAUUGGGUACAGCAAUCUGAACCAAUUUUCAUGGAUCUGCAGUUUAUAAAUCCAGUAGGAAAUCCCACCGUCACUGAGACACUUUACUAAUAUUUAUGGGCCAUGACUUAUAUUCACAAGCCACUGUUAUUAAAUGCAUUGCUAAACUGCAUACUCAUAGACUGUAUACCAAACCUUUCUCCAAAAUGGCAGCUUUCUGCAGCAUGCAAGGGAUAGGUGCACUAUGAUAGGACAGGUAUGGUCAAGUUUAGCACAAAUAAGAGAUGUGGCAGGCCCCUGUGUUUUGGCUUUGGUUUUAAUCCAUCAGCAUAUUUUGGCUCUGAUUUUAGCAAAACCAUCCUCAAGUGUUUUGGUUUGGAUUUUUGUUUGGUUAAAUAUAGAAAAAAAAAACAUGUAAUUUUUCCAAUCCAAAACACAAAAUUUUGUUUUAAAAUCCAAAUAUCGAAACGCGGGAAGUCCAAAGCGGGACUCGGUUCGAAACUUCUCUGGAGAUUUGAACCGGUUUUUGGUUUGGCUUGGAUUCUCAAAAUUCUGGUGGAUUCGGAUUUCUGGAGAACCAAACCGCAUAUCUCUAGCAUAAACCAGUUGUGCAUCCUGGGAAAUGUAGUUCAGCAACAGGUAAAGUGCCAAAGAUUACCCAUUCCUUUUAUUCAAUGAGGGUACAUUAUCUCAUCUGCAUGUUUCUGUUGUAAAACAGACUAGUUGGGAUACAAAUUGAGAAGGUUGAUCAAUUCCAUUUCUAGCACCAGUCAUACUGUCAUUUACCUUUUCAGAACUUUACUUUCACCUACUCUCAACACAGUAGAAUAAUAUUAAUAUUGAAAGUUAUUCUUCAUGAACACACAGCUAACUCAGCCAUUCUGUAACGCGAAAGCAGUUUUUGAGAAUGCAGAUUAUCAAUUCCCCAGGAGCCAGUACCUCACAAAUAUUAGUCAGGCCUCGUGAAUUGCUCAGAUAGUGCCUCAAUUAUGUCAUCAGUUCUUUGCAAAUUGAUUGGCUGCACUCAGGACUGUUGGUUCAGCCAACAAAUUGGAUCCUUCCACACUUCAAUGCUAAUAUUGCUUAGCUUGCAGUUUCAUGUAGUGCUGUAGCAUCCUGUGACGUUCACCUGUUGUUACCUGAUCUCUGAAAGAGAUGAUUAAUCUGUAUGAAGAUUUUACUUUCUGAACACACUCUUUUCAGAUGUAGAAAGGUCCAUGGAGCGCAGCCUAUGGUAGUUUAGGUCCUUAUUGCAUCUGUAAAUCUGUGUGUGUGUGUGUGUGUGUGUGUGUGUGUACUAAUAAUGCAUUCUCUGUAGCGAUCAGAGCAGGAGAUUCGUCAAGCCUUCUGAAAAGUUAAAAUGGAGGUAUUGUCCAUAACUACCAAUCAGAUUCUAGCUCUUAUUUAUCUUGCCAAUGCUAGAAAAUUGUAGCUUGAAUCUAACUGGUUGUUAGAGGGAACACUUCCAUUGUUUUGCUUUUGAAAGCUCGAUAAAUCUCCUGUGCUAUUUAACAACAAGUAGUGCGCAAAUAAAUUGAACUACAAUCCACCCGUCACAGGGUACAUACGCACAGGCGUAUUUGUUCAUUGUAAACAUAGCAUUUACCUAGCUGAGGACAGGGGGCAAAUAAAAUCAUGUGUCCUUAAACUGAACCAAGCAGCGUCACUGUCACAUUACCUACAUUAUAAACUUAAAAAUAACGACUGUGUCUACCAGCUAUGACGCUGCAGUGGUGCAAUAAGAAGUCCAAUAGCUAGCAUAUCUUAUUUCUAACAGGAAAAAGGAAAUUAUACCCUUUUAGAACAGUUCUCAGUAACCAUAUGUUAGUAUGUCGCCAUGGAGUUGGAUUCAUUCCUAUCAUUGCUCUUUAAGUUUAUUAAGACAAUACUUUUUUUCUUAGGGGCAUCCAUAAUGUCUGCAUGACUGCAAAUACCACCAGUAGAAUCCUUAAUAUGGACAGUUGGCAAUUCUAGGACCACUUUCAAACUCAUAGCUUAUUCACAUUAGUGUCAAUUGUUAUAGUUUGUGAAUUUCCCUCAUUUUGAAUGAUACAGGGAUACUAUGUGCAACUAAAACAUUAACUAUGGGCAAUAAGGAAAAUAAAGAACAGUUUUAGAUAUUUCUUCCAUCAAUAAGGGUAACUGCUCUGGUCAUACUCUUCUUUCCCACAUUGGGAUUGGCUAAAAUAGUUAUAGAGAAUGCCCACCACGAUAUACAGCAGACCAGGUAUGAGCAACAUUUAGCACUCCAGCUGCUGCCGAACUACACAUCCCAGCAGGCUCUAUCGCAAUUUAGCUGUUGGGCAAUGAUAAAACAGCAGCAGGGCAUGCUGGUAUGUGUAGUUCAAUAGCAGCUGGAGUGACACAGGUUGGCUACCCCUGAUAGACCACUUCGCGCUCUAAAAUCUUAUUUUAAGUGACGACACACCUUCAGGCAACUUUAAUUGAUUUGAUCCUAUGGCUAACAACACUGUUUUCUAAAUACAUUGUUUUAUCCUGCUUUUGUGUUUUUCACCGUUUAUUUAUCAGGCCAGAUGCUUAAGUGUUCCUUUCUGAUAUGAAAGGGCUUAUGUCUCUGCAUUGAAUGCAAUUUCAUCCACGGAACAGCCCUGUUCUCAGUAAAGAACAAAAACUCUAAAAAGUUGGUAUAAUAUGGUGAAAAAGACUAAAGGAGUCAAAGCGGUAGGAUUGUGUGCACCUAAAAAUAAAGUUGUCUGGAAUUUAAGCCCCUUAUCCUUAACAUGCUGUGAAUGUACUAGAACUAGUAUGGAAGGAUGAUGGCAACAUUUUAGUAGGGAUAUAUAUGUUUUCCUUCCAUUAUUGUAGGUCUUUGUUUACUUUCACAUGAUGUCUUCUGGUAUGAGCAACAAUCUGUUUCCAUUUUCAAAAAUUUGUAAAUCCAGAAGUUCAUUACUUUAAUGAGAAUGUCUUAGGUUAUUGGCUGAGUCUGCAAUACAUUGAUGUCAGCUGUACAAUUAUCAAAGCAGCUAAAUAGGUGGUACUGCAGCUAUAAUGGUUGGGGUUUUUCUUUUGUUUUGGGUUUUUUUUUUUUUUUGCUUGCUGCCUUAUCUGUACCAUAUAAAGAAAAAAAAAUGGGAAGACUACUUGAAUUGUACAAUAUUUCAUAUCACGGAUGAUGAGCAAUGGGUCUUAAGUUGGGAGGGCUCCAGAACUGGAGAUGGGAGGAUGUAAUUAGAUAUUUUUAUUGUGUAAUCUUUUUUUUUAUAUGAUAUUAAUAUUAUUUCCUUGCAAUGUUGAGCCAUGAUACAUUUUUGUAAAAAAACAACAAACAAACAACAAAAAAACAACAAAAAAAUAAACAUGCAAAAAAGGAAAGAUAAAACUUAAAUUGCAAUAUGAUGGAGGUGAUGAAGAAAAAACAGCAUUAUUUAUUGAUGUUACAAAACAUGGAGGGUUUUUAAGAAAGGAAAACAGAGUUUAACUAAUGUGCAUGAAAUCAAACAAGAAAGAGAAAGCAGCAUUUUAAUGAAUUAUUUUGUACUUUUAGUUGCUAGAACUUUGUAAAUGCUUUUUACCAAAAAAUGGGGAAAAAAACAUCUAGAAAAAAAACUACAAAAACAGCAAAAGUCACACUGAAAAUAAUUUUGCUGGCUGCCUUUCACAAAAAAAUAAAAUAAAAUAUUUUUUACAUAACAACAGGUAUAUAAACACAAAUGGGUAGCAGGUCUGAGCCAUUUCAAAUUAAGAACUCUGCUAUUUCUUUGACUUGUGUUGACUUGUGUUUGAAUUUUUAAUCAGCAAUGCAAAUUUUGUCUCUUCUUCAGGUUUGGCAUUAAGUACAUAUGCAUUCACAGUUAGAGACACUGCUGCGGACAUGACGUGGCAGUGCCUUAUUGCAGGGACUGUCGCAAAUACGUGUUCUUGGUUUUAUAAACACGCUAUCUCAGAUUUUGUUUGAUGCACUAGCAGAUUUUAUUUUUGGAGCAGAUUUAGAAAGUUGAGUGGAAACCGCCGACUUCCUAAUUCUGCAGUCACAUCAUUAUAAAGCAUCUAUCUUCACUUUGUACCAUAUUCUAUAAAUUGUUACAAAACAGUUAAAGGACUUUCAUAUAAUUCAUGCGCAAAAAUAUCCAGCAUCUCUGUAAGGUUAUUUUUUACUUAAACGUUCAUGUUUUCAUUUUCCUAGAUUCUGCUAAAUAUUACUGAACAUUGUUAUGUCACAAUAUUGUAUCAUACACCUUCUGCCUUAUUGGAAGAAUUAAAGUAAAGCAAUUAUUAAUGCAAGCAAUUGUAAAGGGUUUAUGUGUUACAGAGCCAAAGUGCAGCAAUGUUAUCACCAUUUAAAGAGGCUUUUAUAGAACUGGAACUGCCACUGUCAUGUGGAUGGAUUUAGUGGCCUCUGCACUAUAUGAAGGAAAUGUUCUCUUGCUGUCACUGGACUGUUGGCUUUUCAUGUCCCUAAAGGAUUGUUUAAUGACAAUGCUAUGGUUUUUUUGUUGCCAUAGCUUGUCCAAACUCUGUGCACUCAGCAUAGUAUGCAACUUCACAACCGCCCAGAUUCUGCACCUAUUUUACCUAUUUUGUAAUAUCAUAUCAAUAAAGCAAAUCUACCAUAUCAUGAUGAAA